Messenger RNA from Cercospora beticola, 1848 nucleotides. Its product is annotated as flavin-containing monooxygenase. Gene Ontology annotation, molecular function: NADP binding; flavin adenine dinucleotide binding; N,N-dimethylaniline monooxygenase activity. The record is from RefSeq and is a predicted model, not a curated record. NCBI's taxonomy places the organism in Eukaryota, Fungi, Ascomycota, Dothideomycetes, Mycosphaerellales, Mycosphaerellaceae.
AUGACUGCGUACAUGGAAGCAACAACCAACGGGGACUCGGUAGUCAAGACAGCUCCUCCACCCGAUGGCGAAAUCCCCAAGGUCGACAAAAAGAAUACACCUGUAUCAGAACUCAAGAAUCUCACAAAUGGCCACCACGAUGAAACCUUCGACCCUUUCAAACUGGCCUCAGAAUUCGCUUUCACGCCCCGCAAGAUCAAAGUCAUAACAAUCGGAGCUGGCUUCUCAGGACUUCUCAUGGCGCAUAAAUUCCAACAUCGUUUUCCCGAGAUGAGAGAUAUUGUCGAACACAAACUCUUCGAAGCUCAUCAUGAAGUUGGCGGGACUUGGCUUGUCAACAACUAUCCUGGUGUUCAAUGUGAUGUGCCAGCUCAUAUUUAUGCUUUUCCAUUCGAUCCGAAUCCAGAAUGGACGAGAUUUUAUGCUAGUGGUGCUGAGAUUUUGGAGUAUUUCAAGAAAACUGUGAGGAAGUGGAAUUUGGAUCGAGAUUUGGAACUUUGUACGAAGGUUGUGGGGGCGAAGUGGCAUGAAGACGAGGGAAUGUGGUGUGUGGAGGUUGAGAAUACGAGGACUUUGGCGAAGAGAGAAGAGUGGUGUCAUGUUUUGAUUUCUGGGCAGGGAGUGCUUGUACACGAAAACUGGCCCAAAAUCCCCGGCUUCGAAAAUUUCAAAGGACACAUCACACACUCCGCCCGCUGGGACCACAGCUUCGACUACUCCAACAAACGCAUCGCAGUAAUCGGAAACGGCUCCUCCGGCAUUCAAAUCGUCCCCCAAAUGGCCAAACUCCCCGGCACAACAGUCAAGAACUUCAUCCGAAGUGGAGCUUGGGUCUAUUACCGCGCACCACCUUCACAACACAUGGGACGAUCAGUCGAAGAUCCUAAUCCAGCAUAUACAGACGACGAGAAGAAAUCUUUUCGAGAUCCGGAGAAACAUCAAGCGUAUCGAAAAGGUAUUGUGUCGCGGACGAAUAAGUCGUUUUAUAUUUUUCAGAGGGGAGAGAAUAAUCGAAAGGGUAUGGAAGCUGCUGCUGCACAGAUGUCGCAGAAACUUGGGCAUGAUAAGAGGCUUUGUGAGAUGUUGAUUCCGAAGUGGGAGUUGGGUUGUAGGAGGAUUACGCCGGGGCCUGGGUAUCUUGAGUCGUUCCUGAGAGAUAAUUGUGACUGUAUGAAUAGUCCGAUUGUGGAGGUGACCGAGGGUGGGAUCAAAACUCAAGAUGGAGAGGUCUUUGAGUGUGAUGUUCUUAUAUGCGCCACAGGAUUCGACGUCUCACAUCGACCACGAUAUCCCUUCAUCGGCCAAAAUGGCGUAAACCUACGAGAGAAAUGGGCCGGAGACCCAGAGUCCUACCUCUCAGUAAUGACGCCCGACUUUCCUAACUACUUCAUGAUGAUGGGUCCCAACUGCCUCGGCGGCCACGGCUCCCUCGUCGAAUCCCUAAACUGGACAGGCGACUACAUCACCAAAUGGAUCAAAAAACUCUCAACAGAAGACAUAAAAUCCCUCGUCCCCAAACGUUCCAAAGUCGAAGCUUUCAUGCGCUACCAAGAUCAAGUCCACAAAACGCUCGUCUGGUCUGGAGGCUGUUCGUCAUGGUAUAAACGCGGUCGCAUAGAUGGGAGAGUGACAGCGUUAUUUGGUGGUUCGGCGCAUCUGUUCAAUAGAUUGCUGUCGGAUAUCAGAGGAGAGGACUUUGAUAUCACUUAUAGAACGGAGAAUCCUUGGCGAUUGAUGGGCAAUGGGUUUACCGAAUUUGAGAUGAAGGAGGGGUCGGAUUUGGCGUGGUAUGUGGAGGUCGCGGAGGAGGCGCAGGGGAAGGGGCCGAAGGUGGGUGGGGAGAAGUGA